UGUAUAUAUUGUAUAACUCUAUAUCUUUUUUGGUUAUUCUUUAAUGUUUGCUUCUAUAGGAAGCCAUAUAACAAAUUUGUAGCAAAAUGUUAAAAGUAUCUUAUUUAGAUGAGGCACGUUAGCAUUGGUGAAGGCAACUAUCUUAGGAGAAGGAAAAGUCUAAUAUAAAACCCCUAGUUUACCUGUGUGUAGAAGCUAGUAGUACAUGAGAAAAGUGUUUAGGAGAAGCAUCACUGCCAAGUUAAAAAUCAUAAUUCAUCCAUAUACAGCAGAAAAUUUAUCAGAAAAAUAUGUAUACCUUACUCUAGAGUUUUCAAUUUCAAGUGAGUAUCCAAACCAAGUGCCUUCUAUAUCUAUUCCUAACUCACGUGGUUUAUCUGAUGAAUGCUGCGAAAGUAUUCGGGAAAACCUAAAAGAUUUGUCAUAUAAACAUAGAGGGGAGGAGAUGUUAUUCAAAUUGAUUGAAUAUGCUAAAGAUUGCUUAAGUGAUAAUAACCAUCCAAGUUGUGUAUGUUCUAUAUGUUUGGAAAACUUUCAGCAAGAUUUUGUUCGCCUGGAUUGUUAUCACUUUCUUCAUAAAUUUUGUUUUAAUAAAUACCUGGAAAUAAAUAAAGAAAAGAUAUGCCCGGUAUGUCGCACUCCAUUUCACUUGGAUUUUUUUUCAGAUGUAACACAUUCUAAAGAUGAAGAUGCUCCAUUAACAGAAUUUUCAUUUUGCAAAGAGUAUAUGGAUUGGCAGAAAAAAAGCGUUGAGUUAUUUCGUAGACAAGAGUUAAAUGGUGGAAUCAUAGACCUAGAGUGGGAACAAAAUAAAUAUUUUAUAUCUUUGAAUACAUCAUUGCCACCAGAACCGAAAAAAAAUCCAGAAACUACUAGAAAAAAUGUAUGUAGCGAAGAAAGCGUUUUCAACAAUGUCUCCAAACCACAGUGUUCGAAAUCUUAUAAUGGAAGCUCUGAGCUACCUUUUUUAAAAGAUUUUGAUAAACAAAAAAAAUAAUUUAAAAAAUUGUCAUUAAAAGUAUAGAAACAAUUUUUUUAAAAUUUGUAAAGUAAUCUAUAGAUAUAUUUUUUUUUACAAAAACUUAAGUCAUUGUAAAUGUAAUUUUGUCAAAAUAUUUAAUGUCAGUUUGUACUUAAAAAUAUCACUUUUUUGAGUUAUUCUUAAUUUAUGUAUUAUUUAUUAUUGCAAAGACUUUUUUCUUGUCUGUUUGUAAUUGUUA
Messenger RNA from Hydra vulgaris (swiftwater hydra), 1220 nucleotides. Its product is annotated as E3 ubiquitin-protein ligase RNF25. Gene Ontology annotation, molecular function: protein binding; ubiquitin protein ligase activity. The record is from RefSeq and is a predicted model, not a curated record. Gene Ontology annotation, cellular component: nucleus. Gene Ontology annotation, biological process: protein ubiquitination. Lineage: Eukaryota; Metazoa; Cnidaria; Hydrozoa; Anthoathecata; Hydridae.